AUGCCCCUGGUUGCCCCCCGCAUUCAAUUCAAGCCAGCGUGUAGCCCAGGCACCGCCAAGAUCAAGGAGCGGCUGCCGAGCGUGAGGAGCGGCAUCAGCGAGGCCAGCGGGGUGGAGUGCGCGGACCUGCGGCUGAAGGACGGAGAUGUGCUGGAGGUCGGGGCCCUGCGGCUGGAGGUCAUCGCGACCCCGGGGCACACCUCUGGCUGCGUGAGCUACCACCUGGCCAGCCACGGGCUGGUCUUCACGGGAGAUGCCCUGCUCAUCCGCGGCUGCGGGCGCACAGACUUCCAGCAAGGGGACUCGCGGCAGCUGUAUGCCAGCGUCCACGAGCGCCUGUUCACGCUCCCCGACAACACCGUGGUCUACCCCGCCCACGACUACCAGGGCCGCACUGCCAGCACUAUCGGAGAGGAGAAGGCCUUCAACCCGCGCCUUACUAAGGGACUGGACGAGUUCGUGGGGAUCAUGGCGGCCCUCAACCUGCCCUACCCAAAAGCCAUCGACCGCGCGCUGCCCGCAAACAUCAACUGCGGCGGCGACCCCCUGCCGGCCGCGGCGCAGGUGUGA
This is a messenger RNA of Monoraphidium neglectum, 570 nucleotides long. RefSeq names its product ETHE1 protein. Gene Ontology annotation, molecular function: sulfur dioxygenase activity. Gene Ontology annotation, biological process: hydrogen sulfide metabolic process; glutathione metabolic process. Lineage: Eukaryota; Viridiplantae; Chlorophyta; Chlorophyceae; Sphaeropleales; Selenastraceae. The transcript is spliced from 6 exons. The record is from RefSeq and is a predicted model, not a curated record. The coding region runs from base 1 to 570 and encodes 189 amino acids.